Molecule: messenger RNA, 3486 nt
Organism: Aegilops tauschii subsp. strangulata
Lineage: Eukaryota; Viridiplantae; Streptophyta; Magnoliopsida; Poales; Poaceae
Source: RefSeq, a predicted model, not a curated record
UCUUCAAAGGGUCAUGUAAGAAACUAGGCUUGUAUUAAAAAAAAAUUAGACGAAAGGUUUGAGAAAUGUUUGUGUUUGUUUGCAUCUACCUGUAAUUUGUUUGCAUCUAUCUGUAAUACCUGAUAACUCAUUAGUAUUACUCUGUGUAGCCCAGUGGUCGGCCGCUGUCUCUGCAUUCCUGAAGUCCAGGGUUCGAAUCCCAAUUUUUUGUCAUUUCCAUUUUAUUUCAAUUUAUGUAUGCUGCACGAAAUUUUGACAAAAAAAAUUAGGUAUCUGAGAUUCGAACCUGUUUCUUGUAAAAAAAUACAUCAAAGUUAUUUAAUAGAUUAAUCUCAUAUUGACUUUCUGUGUUUUAUAACUUGGUAUAUGAUUCUACAUUGUUUUAACUGUGUAUGUAAUGUGUAAUGCAAUGCCCCAUCAGACUAUUGCAGUAUGCCCUGGUUGAAGUCUGUCCCUUAUGAUCGUGGCAGUUUGUUUCCGUAUAAUUGAGGAUUUCGAAUAAGAAUAGUUGUUUGCUGGAUUGAUAGGAAAACUUAGGAGUGCUUAUGCCUUAAAAACUCCUAUCUUUGUUUCCUGAAUUAGAUUUACCUUUCUUAAUUGGAAUAUGUUGUUAAUUUGUGUUUAUCUGCUAUCUUGUGCGCUAUCGUCUGCAAAAUUACCCCUCAAACGAGGCCUUCUCAUUUAGGAUCACUGGAAAUGAUGCAUACUGUUUUGUUUUGAUUUGUUUUGGGGGUAUGACUUUAAUGCUUCGGAUAUGUUGUUAAAUGCUUCAGAAACUUGUUUGCUUCAUAUGAGUUUUUAGUGUGAUUACAAGGUGGUGCCACACGUUCUCUCGAGAGUUGCUCUAUGUAUCUUUUUUUUUUUUUGAGGUAGCGGUAUGUGUCUAGUUGUGCAUUUGUCAUGAAUCCGAAUAACACCUAAUGUAUCUGUGCGACUUCAAUAGUAGUUUAGGGCAAUGAUUCUCUUUCUUUUUGGAGUUAAGGUUACUUAGCUGUUAACUUUACUAGUUCUACUUGUGCUGCUCAUCAGAAUCUUUCAUCUUGAGCUGCAGAUGAAUUAUCUAUGCAUGAGUAUAAUUAACUUAAGACCUGCAAAAAAAAACUUAAGACAUCUUGAAUUCUGGUUAUUUGUAUCUCAUAAAUAUUCAGGUAUGUCCACAAUUCGGUCUUCAGCGUCAUUUUUUGGUACUAACUGAAUUUUUUACAUCUCUAAGCUUUUUUGUGAUUAUGUGGUCUUCAUUGUGCGUUCCCUUUGUUUUGCGUAUAAUUAUGAAAAAUAAUUUUGUGCAGAACUAUUUUAGUGCAUAUAUCGUAGAUUCAUUAGCACCAUCAUACAUCUGAAACGCAAAGUUCUUACAUCUAAGUUCCUUUCCGAGUUUUUCUUGUUUCAUUUGUUGUACAACUUAGAUAAACAUAUUAGUUAUAUAUGUUCAUACCAACUUUUUAUCCAUUGUUGAUGUGAGUAUGGCUGUCUUCUUUUAUGUUAGAUAGUGCAGUGUGAAUUAAGUUGUUUUGACAGGGCAUUGUCUCAGAUUUGGUACAUGUCUGUUGUUAUAGUGUCAUCGUGUACAGUCAUAGUGCAAGGUGUUAAUUUGUGUAUGCUUACCUUUGUUGGCUUUAGUGAAAUAGUUGUGCUAAUUAAUAAAUCCGUCCUUCUUUUCUAUUUUAUUUAUUUGUUUGGAAUCUUAGAGUGAUGGCAACGAAAAAUUCUAGUAAAUAAGUACUUUUUGGUUUGCUGCUACUGAAAUUGAUGGUUUGGUAAUGUUCAUAUUUCUUUUUCAAUAGGACUCCAUCAUUCUAAGUCACUUUUGUUUUCUUACCAGGGAGGGCACUUGCAUCACUAAGCCUAGGACAAAGAAGCCAGAGGAUGCAGAGGACUGGUCGUGGGAAGAAAGGUUAUUCUACGGUUGCAACAUAUUCCCUGGUGUCCUCGACCAGGGUACUGCUGGUCUCGGUCUUUGUUCUUUCACUUCAAUAACCUCAGCAGGACAGAUGGAACUGAAUGCAGCAGUGGCCAAGAAGACUGGGCAGAACUGCAUGAUAAAGCUUGAUUGGGAAUCAUUGGUAACAAGAUUUCUUCAGCUGAAUGGCCUGAAAGCAGAGGAUGGCAAACUGGAGAGGCAGAAGUUACAGGAGAUAAUCUUCAAUGAUGAGGUGGGUUACAACACGCCAGAAGGGGCUGCCUGGUGCUUCAAGCAUAUGGGCAUUAAGGCAGAUAUCCACAAGGAUGGGGACAACAUUGGCACCCUCAACGUGAGCCUUCAUGAUUACAGACGUUAUGAGCAGAUGGACGCUCAGGAGGUAAGGGAACACAUAGAAAAUGGCAGGGCGAUCAAGGUACGGAUACUUGCCGGAACAGAGUUCGACUCUCUUGAGGACGACGAGAUCUAUUGCUGGCUCCCAGAGAUCGAUGAGGACACUGGGAAAUUGGUGGAGGACCCAGACCCCCACGCAAUUGUAUUGCUUGGCAAUGGUAAUGCUGGGCCCUCAUUGCGCAAUGAACAGUACCACCCGUUCCUUAAUUCACAUGGAAAAAAAUAUGCAAAGGGUGGAGUUGGGUGCAUAUUUUUCAAGGGUCUGUUCGGCCCAUACUACUUGCUGGAAAUGAAGACAGAGCCGAAGCUCUCGUAUGGUGGGAUGUCUCAGCUUCCUGCUCCUCCUUUUCGCACGUAUGUCCCGACUCCUCCGCCCCCUGGUUCCCCCGCAUCACCGCCAUGCCCGUCUGCCUUCACGACUUUGCCUGCCCAUGGCCGCUUCCCUGCACCAUCACGCCCGGGUGCCCCCUCAACUCAGCAUACUCCACGUUACUUGCCGCCUUGGCAUCCCAGUCGUAGCUCCUGUUUACCUGGUCCAGUCAGCGGCCACAGUCUCACUCCACCAAGAGGAAGAUACAGCAUGGAUGUCCCGACACCUCCGCCUCAUGAUCGCUCCGCAUCACAGUCACACCUGGCUGCCUUCACGCCUCCGCCUCCCCAUGGCCGCUUCCCUGCACCAAGACGCCCGGAUGCCCCCUCAACACAGCGGGCUACUGCACCUCACUCGCCACCUCCAGCCCGCGGUGAAUGGCCCACUGCACCAAGAGGAAGAGACACCAUUGAUAAGAAAAGAUGGUAGGAUGAAUGAGGAGGCUCUCAGUUCGUGGUGUGAGGACAUGAAAUGCACAGAUGGUGUGAGGAGGUGAAAGACACUUCAGUUGGCAGGACAAAGUCGUCGUCUUCUGCUUAGCGGUGCCGUGAUUAUUUUGUCUAGACAGGACAUUAUUUCCCACUGACCCUGCACGAACGUGUUUUCAUGGAAAAGGCUUAAUUUGUCCAAGGAUUUUGAUGAGUUCAUGUAGUUCGUUCGUUCGGUUCCAGGUUUUGUGGCAUGCUAACUUGCAUUGACCCUACCCUAUUACUAGCAAUAUCCGCGCGAGGCGUGGGCUUGUGUAGCAUCUUUAUUGUUUACACUCAAACUCAAUUUAAGGCUGGAGAAUUAAUGUGCGUGA